AUGACCCUGGCUCCGAGAACCGACACGGCCAAGAGCAUCUACCCCAUUCCUAAACCGAACAAACUGGCCGACAGAAUUCACCACUGCGCUAAAUCAAGCUCGACGCUGCAGCGACAGAUGCGAUUUGAGAGCGACCCAAGGACCUUCUCCGCACUCACGAAACUUAUCCGCAAGACGGCCGCGUCCUAUACCGACCUCACGCUCCCGUACAAAUGGCAGGACCCGCAAACCCUGGAUGAUAUCAGGGACGAUGUGCUCCAGCAAUGCCCUACGCUUGAAGAGAUGUACGUCGACGCGUGGCCGGUCUACUCGUAUCUCCAACUCGCAAUGAAGCAACACGCGCUAGGGUAUGGGUACAAGAUGGUACCGGGGUUGAGUACGAGCACAGCGAGUACCAAGAGCUCUGACGUUCGUCGUAAUUUCCCCGACCACCCGGUAUCGGAAUCGUCCAAACGCGUGACUACGGAGCCUGAACAAACGCCCUCGACUUCGACUGCAGCGGCACCUUCGAGCAACUCCCCUGCAAGAAGAUCCCUUGGCAUGGAACUAAGCUGGGCGGGGUCGACCAGCGACAAGACGACUGUUCCUACCAAGACACCAAACAUAUCACGCGGCAUUGAGGCAGGUGAGGAGGAGGGAGAGGAUGAAGAGGAGGCUGACGAGCUGGUGGAUGAGCUGUACGAUAUAUCAAGCUCCGGGAGCGAGAAGCUCGCCGAUCCUACGUACGAAGACCCCGGCAAUGUCAGCGAGGAGUCCAGCACGUCGGAGGAGGGCCCGCUCUCGCAGUGGCCCAAGAGUACCGGUUUUCCUGCCUUCAACUUUGCACGCGAUAUCCUCUGCCUGAGCGAUCAACGCGUACGCGACUCCGAGGACGAUGCCUACAGUGCCAUAGGAUCUGUGUACUACACCCCUUACCAAGGACGCACUCCGUCCGCGGACGGUCCCUUCGACAAGGCCACAACACCGACGACAGGCAGAACGAUGGUCACGCCUCCGAGUAUCUCCCAGCCGUCACCCGUACCCGAGCCCUCCCCGGGUGUCGUUCGUUCAUCGAUCCCACCGCAUGCGUCCACCUCCCAGUCCGCCGUCGGUGUGAUCGAAAACAUGCUCCUCGCGCGCGGCCUGCCUUCCGCGGACGCGCAGCGCAUCACCCUACUCUUCGAGGCCCUGGGAAUCACGGACGAGACGUAUUUGCGAGUGUUCGCGCGUCUGGAUACGUCUCGCAAGGCGUGGAUAUCCGCGAUGCGUGAGAAGGGAGAGAUGAGCGAGAUCCAGGCGUGGGUUGUGGUCGACAUGCUAGAUGCCGUGAUCAGGGACUGA
Molecule: messenger RNA, 1320 nt
Organism: Trametes versicolor FP-101664 SS1
Lineage: Eukaryota; Fungi; Basidiomycota; Agaricomycetes; Polyporales; Polyporaceae
Exons: 6
Coding region: 1-1320 (439 amino acids)
Source: RefSeq, a predicted model, not a curated record